Molecule: messenger RNA, 3439 nt
Organism: Protobothrops mucrosquamatus (brown spotted pit viper)
Lineage: Eukaryota; Metazoa; Chordata; Lepidosauria; Squamata; Viperidae
Product: prosaposin
Exons: 14
Coding region: 105-1664 (519 amino acids)
Biological process (GO): sphingolipid metabolic process
Cellular component (GO): lysosome
Source: RefSeq, a predicted model, not a curated record
CGCGCAGUAGCCGCGUCCCACCGGAGCGCCGGGGUAUAAAAGCGGCCAUCAGCUGAGCGCUCCCGCAUUGCAGGCGGCGGAACUGCUGACGAGAGACCCUCACAAUGCGGCGCUUCGCUUUCCUCCUCUUCCUCUGCUCGCUGGCAGCGGCUGUUUUGACAACUCCCCUGCUUUUGAAGAAAGACUGUGCAAAAGGUUCAGAGGUAUGGUGCCAGAAUUUGCGAACUGCAUCUGAUUGCAAAGCAGUUAAACAUUGUGAGCAAAAUGUGUGGAACAAGCCUACUGUGGAGAGUAUUCCCUGUGACUUGUGCAAAGAAAUUAUACGAGUGGUUGGAAAGCUCUUAAAGAACAAUGAUACAAUGGAAGAAAUAGAUGAAUAUUUCAACAAAAUGUGUGAAUUUCUUCCUGAAUCAGACCUGAUAGAGCAGUGUAAGGACAUAGUGGAUUCUUAUUUGCCAAAUAUUUUGGAUAUGGUCAGAUCAGAACUUGAAGAUCCUGGAGUUGUAUGCAGUGCACUCACACUAUGUCAGUCUCUUCAGAAGCACCUGGGAAAAGUAAAAUUACAAAACCAGCUUCAGUCCAACAAAAUUCCGGAACUAGAUUUCUCUGAGCUGGCAUCUCCAUUCAUGGCUAAUGUGCCACUUCUUCUUUAUCCUCAGGAUAAACCUAAGAAAGAAACACAGGGAAGUGGAAAUGUGUGUAAUGACUGUAUUCAGCUGAUAACGGAUGUUCAGGAUGCUGUGAGAAACAAUUCAACUUUUGUUAGUUCUUUAAUUGAACAUGCCAAGGAAGAGUGUGAACGUUUGGCUCCUACCCUGUCUGGAAUGUGCAAAACCUACAUUUCUGAGUAUUCCUCCCUGGCUAUUCAGAUGAUCAUGCACAUGCAACCACAGGAUAUUUGUAAUACGAUAGGAUUAUGUUCUUCUCUGAAAUCUACACCCCUCCUAGCUCUGGUGCCUGCUAAAGUUAUCUCUCCAGCAAAGAUAGAGCCAGUUGAGACCAACCCGAGUCAAAAGGAAGCAUUCUCUCUCUGUGAAGUAUGUACUAUCAUGGUAGAAGAGGUGGCCAGCCUUCUGGAAAGCAAUAAGACGGAGGAGGAGAUGAUACAUGGAAUGGAGAAAGUCUGUUUAGUGCUACCUGAAAAAAGCAGAGAGGAGUGCAAGGACUUUGUGGAAGUUUACGGGAAGUCUAUUCUUGACAUGUUGUUGGAAGCAACUAGUCCUAAAAUGGUGUGUGUGAUGCUGAGAUGCUGCAAAAAUAACAUUUUACCAGCUGAAGAAAUUGUUCCAGUGCAAUCAGAAUUGGGAAAUAUCUGUGAUGUGUGCAAGAUGAUUGUUGCUUAUGCAGACAAGGAACUAGCAAAGAAUGCUACCACUGCUGAGAUUGAAAUGUUUCUGGAACGAGUCUGCCACUACUUACCAGAGUCUGUUAGCGACCAGUGUGUCCAGUUUGUGAAGGACUAUGAGCCAACAGUUGUGGCGCUUCUGGCAGAAAUGAUGGAUCCUACUUUUGUGUGCAAUAAACUUGGAGUUUGCUCAGCAUCCACUAAACCUCUUUUGGGAUCGGAAUUGUGUGUCCGAGGACCAGGGUACUGGUGUAAGAACAUGGAAACUGCAUCUCAGUGCAAUGCUGUUGAGCACUGCAAGCGUCAUGUGUGGAACUAGAAGAUAUAUAAUUUUGGCCAGUUCUUUUUUCAUUUUUGGAAGAAAAUAGAAGCCAAGGGUUAAGCUUAGUAAAAGCUAAAUCUUAGUAUCUUGAUCUUCUCCCACUCCAUUUCAAGUACCUUUUUAUGAAUUGCUUAGUAGCAGUGCUACUAUCUUGGAAGGAUCCACUGUUUUGACUUACUGAUAUUUCUAAUUCCAGUUGUAGGCCUUUGCGAUACAUGAGAACAUACUGCCAGUCAUUGAUCAAUUGGGUUCAGUGUUUCUGAGAAGGAGUAAUAAUGUGUGUGUGUAUGUAAGUAAACUAAGGCAGUGCUGGUGUGUCUGGAUUUUAAUUACUUGGUUUUUUUUUAAAGACAUUCUUGCUGAUAAUUGAACUUAAAAUGUGGGACUGCAGUGCUCUCUAUUGAAAUAGCUGUUGAUACCCUCUUGUGAUCAGUUAACCUUGUAGAUAAAUCUUCCAAAUAAAUUCUUAACUGCUGGCUCAAAACUAUAUAGACAGAGGCAAUCCUGUUCCUUCCGAAGGGAUGACUUAGGUAUGCCCACAAUUGUUUCAUAAUUAAGUCUUAAGUCCCAAUGCCUGUGUAGCUAAUACUGAAUGAAUGUUCAUUCACAACAUAAGGUGCAGGCAGUACUAGUUGAUAGUGCAAAUUUGAAAUGCUUACGAAUGAUCAGUCCAUUAUUUUUUAAACAAAUUUAGUAGCUUCUCUUUCAAGAGGUACAGUUCAUUUGGUCCACCUAGACCUCUAGUGCAUGGAGCUCUUUCCCUCCAUUUUGGUAAGGUGUAUUUCCUGAAAUUAAAAUAAAAAAGAAGCUUGGUAGAAAAAAACAGGCUAAGUAUCAGUUUUCUUGUUAAAUUGUACAUUUAUCUAUUAAGAUUGUCUUUUCUUAACAACUUAUCCCUCUACAGAAGAGGUCCCCAACCCCAGGCUGUGGCCCCCAGAUUGCGUAAGCAGUGGGCGAGCGUGCUCAUGCACGAAGCUCCAUGCGCCCACCAUUUUCCAAGUAAAGAUUGGGGACCGCUGCUCUACAGUGUUACGUCUACUUGCAUAAGUAGACAUUUUCUUGGGAUUGUAGUAGGAAUAAAUCAGAACAUGUAUGAGCAAAAUGUUAACUGGUAGUCAUGACUUUUACAUGAAGACAGCUGUGGUUUGCUGGGGUGGGGAGCAAGUACACAGACUCAAAAACAGUAUGCUUGUUGAACAUAUAUAAACAAACCGUAAAGCCCUUAAACACCAUAACUACUGACUUGGUUUAAAAUACAGAUUUCUAGAAUGGAAUUCCUAAAAUAAUUUAAUUAUUUUUUAUUUUAUAUAUCUUGGGUGCACUUUUGAGGGCAUUGACUUGAAAUCUUCAGACUGAUACUUUUUCUUUUGUCUGCUGCUGGCUCCAAAUUCUUGCUGCUUUGAAAUAAGUAUAUAAUGAAAAACAAGAGCAAAUUAAUAUAGAUGUUUGUUCUGUAGCGUUGUACUUAAUAUUUCCUUUUUAAGAGAUUGUUAUGUGUUGCUGGAAAUUAUAAUACACUCCCUAUAAAAGAAAAAUGGCAUUCUGUGAGGUAAAACACAUUUAUGUGUAGAAUCCAGUUUCUUGCUGAUAGGAAAUGAUUUCAUACUUUUUGGACAAAUUCUUACAACUUAAUGUAAAUAUGAUGUGCAGAGUAAUGUCUUACCUUCAGAAAUGAGCUGGGAAGAUAAGCAGCUGCUUUAACAAACCGCUCUAUUCUAUUUUUUUUUCUUUUUGUACUAAAGCUUCUGUAAUGCAAUAAAUAUGUAACUACA